Messenger RNA from Camellia sinensis, 3559 nucleotides. NCBI's taxonomy places the organism in Eukaryota, Viridiplantae, Streptophyta, Magnoliopsida, Ericales, Theaceae. The record is from RefSeq and is a predicted model, not a curated record.
GGGGGGGGGGGGGGGGGGGCGAGGAGAGAGGCAUGCAUGAGUCAUGGUAAUUGCUUUGCUUUGUAGUUGGGGGUGUGUUGUUUGGUGUUUGUAUGUAAUGGUCUGGUCAUUUAUGCCAAUGCUCUCUUUCUGUCUCUUCACUCCUUUGAAUACUUCUCUUUCUCUCUCCUUCUCUACGCCGCCUCUCUCUCUCUCUCUCAUCUUACUUCCACUGCCUCUGCAUUCUUUCCCAAAUUUGUUGAAAAAGCUUUUGUUGAAUUCACAUUAUAGCCAUGACUUCCUCAUCGUUCUGUAUCUAGUGCCGCCGUUUCUUUCCGCUCGGAUACAGAUUGUUGUUGCAUUGAAGGUCUAUUCUUGGGGAUCUACAUUGCCCAGAAUAUAGCUUGCUUUGUUUAUUUGUGAAUAGGGAUUCUUUAAUUUCCUGGCAUUCACCAGAUGGAAAAGGGAAUUAACCAACUAGAGUUGGAUGAAUUUGAGGAGCUUCUUGGUGAGAUUCCUAAUGCUACUUCUGAGGCUCCUCUUUCUGAGGAAUCUGGAAUCAUCAAUUCCUUGAAAGACUUUAAAAGGGUGCCUUUGGAUGAUGGCUUGUCCUUGGAACGCUCCAAGCCUUUAUGCGUGGAUCCAUCAAAAGUGAUGCUCAGUGAGAAACUUCAGAACAACGGGAGUUUAGACAAAGGAAAGUUACCUCUGAAUAGAAUUGAGCAAUCACACAUCAAGAGGAUCCAACAAGAGGAACCAAAUCUGCCUGCUGACCAGUUCUUGACCUCUGCAUUUGCAGAAUUGAGCUUCAAUGAAGGGGCAACAACAAAAGCUGAAAGUCCUCCAUUGGUUAAUUUCAAAUCCGUUCAAGAUCAUACUAUUUUGUUAAAUGGGCAAUACUCAAAUGGCUUAAAGAAACUACCUUUUAGUAUGGAUUCUCGGGCAAUGUUUGUCCCCUCUUUCCCAUCACAGAAUAAUUCAUCUAGCGGUUUUGAAAGGGUUGAUGCAAAGAAAGGUUUCCAAGAAAGUUCAAAUUCAUUUGAGGUCAGUGUUCAAGAAUUCAAGAAGCUGUCAGUUGGUUGUUGCCAAACAAUUGAAAAUCUUUCUGGCACCAUGCCAUUCAUUCAUGCAGUGCAAGGCUUUCAGCUCCUAAAUGUACCUGUUCACGGAGUGGAGUUUCCGAUAUUUUCUCACCAACAACAGUACUUUGUGGAUUCCCAGUCUCCACUUCCUUAUUUACAUUCACAACGACUAAGCCAGCCUCAUGUUACAUGGAGGCCUAUGGAAGAGGAGCAGUAUUACAACAGAAUGCAUCAGCAAUACCUGUAUAUGCAACAGCUCAGGAGUCGGCGGUUGGAAGCUCAGUAUCCAAUUCAAGCAAAUAGGAAUGUGACAGAUAGGCUAAUGAAUCAGAACUUCAGGCAACCAUGUAAUGAGAGGACAAAUCAAGAUGCCGUGUGGAACAAGGCUACAGUUUCAACGAGCAUACACCUAUCUAAUCCUGCCCUUUCCUCCACAGAUUUUAACAAAAUGCAAGUUUCAGACAAAGUGGGGAGACAUAAUUUUCCUGAAAAGACUUCAACAAGAUCACAUGAACAGAAUUCUCUCAUAUCAUUCAAAUUUGGCUCCUUUGGAGGAAAUGAACUACUUGCAGAUGUCAACCAGAAUGGAAGAGUUCUCUCAAAUGGUUACUACCAUCAAAGUUUAUCCAAUUCAAAUGCUGCAUUCCAGUUAGGUAGUGUGAUCUCUAAAGGUUUUCUGGCCAAUACUGCUGAGCUGAAACAUAAUAAUUCAAGGCCACUGAUGCAGAAGUACAACUCUAUUGAUGGAAUUUCUGGUAGAAUAUAUUUCAUGGCAAAGGACCAAUAUGGGUGCCGCUUUUUGCAAAGGGUAUUUACAGAGGGCACCCAAGAAGAUAUCGAAAAGAUUUUUCUGGAGAUUAUUGUGCAUAUAGUUGAGCUCAUGACAGAUCCUUUUGGGAAUUACCUUGUCCAGAAGCUGCUUGGAGUGUGUGAUGAAGAUCAACGGAUGCAGAUACUUCGUGCAAUCACUAGAAAAUCUGGGGACCUUGUUAGGAUUUCAUGUGACAUGCAUGGGACUCGGGCUGUUCAGAAGGUUAUUGAAACCCUUAAGACUCCAGAGCAUUUUUCUAUGGUUGUCUCCUCACUGAAGCCCGGUAUCGUGACCUUGAUAAAGAGCAUGAAUGGCAAUCAUGUUGCACAACGAUGUUUACAGUAUUUAAUGCCUGAAUAUAGUGAGUUCCUUUUUGAAGCUGUGAUUUCUAAUUUUGUUGAACUAGCAACAGACCGUCAUGGCUGUUGUGUGCUUCAAAAGUGCCUUAGCCAUUCUGAUGGUGACCAAAGGCGUCGUUUGAUUUGCGAGAUCACUUCAAAUCUACUCAUUAUGUCGUUAUCACCGAUGAUGUACCCAGUGGUCCUAACUAAUGGGGGACUUCACACCCUGAAUUAUGUUGUGCAAUUUGUGUUUGAAAUUGAAGAUCCAUGGGCAACAGUUGAUAUUCUUGACCAGCUGGAGGGUGACUAUGGGGACCUGUCCAUGCAGAAAUAUAGCAGUAAUGUGGUUGAAAAAUGCCUGAAAUAUGCAGGAGAGGAAAGCCAAUCUUGUAUUAUUCACGAGUUGAUAAAUAAUCGUCGUUUAGAUCAAAUCAUGCAAGACCCCUACGGAAAUUAUGUUAUCCAAGCAGCGUUAAAUCAUUCGAAGGGAAGUCUUCAUGCUGCAUUGGUGGAGGCCAUAAGGCCUCAUGUUCCUGUGCUCCGGACCAGCCCAUAUGGGAAGAAAGUCCUUUCAAGCAAUGGUCUCAAAAAAUAACCCCUGGGGGUAGGGUACUGAAUGUUUCCUCUAAUGCUAUGAAUUUUGUAAUAAACAAAGGAUGAGGAGCUCUGAACCCAGCCUUUACAGCCUGAUCUCGAGAUUUUCAAGCUUUGUACUUUAGGAGGAGAAGUUUAAUGGUUAGAGCUAACUUUUACAUCUCAUCUGAAAAGAUGAAAGGUGACUUUUCAAUUUAAUUUAAUUGUAAAGUCCAGCCCACACUUCUUAAAACUCAAGUGUUAAACAGAGGGAAACUGGAGUCUUAUAACCAGCACAGAUUGGGCAAUUCCAAGUGAUGUGAGACACAUUCUAACACACCUUCCUAGACCACAACAUAUAGUAGCCAGAUAAACGGCACACCAAUCACAAGCCCAACCAACUGGUGUGGCGUUUGUCUGGUUACUGUAUGUUGUGGUUCAGGAGAGUGUGUUAAAAUGUUUAUCACAUCGCCUGAAGCUGCCCAAUCUAUGCUGGUUAUAAGGUUUCAAUUUUCGUCUCAUUAAUAUCUGGGUUUUAAGAAGAAAUGUAAGCUGAACCUUUCAAUUUCAAAUUAAUUUCCAUUUUGACUAUCAGAGAAAAUUUGACAUAACAUUCACGUGUUUGUAGAUUUUCUUUUCUUUUCUAUUCUUUUCUUCUUCUGUUUUUUUCGGUUGGCAUAGAAAUAAAGAAAUUCAAAGUGAAGAGUUGGGAAGUUGUAAUUUGCCUACGCUUUUUUAAUCAAACAUCUUGGCCUCUUGGGGUGGUUGCAGGA